UGUUGAUGAAACACAGGACUUGCAGUCAUGGCCAAUGUUGAUCCCACGGGUGUGUUGAGUGCGCUUGUUUCUGCAGCUGUCAACGAAGUGAUUGGGCUCUCCAAGUCUGGCAUUCAUUGCAAGGAGAAGUGCAGCGAUUUGGAGGAUUCUUUGACCGAAGCAUCAGCUCUGCUGGGUGAACUGAACAGGUAUUCGGGCUCUUUGAGCUCCUCACAUUUGAAUACCUGGCUAAAAGCCCUCAAAACCAAGGUUGAAGAGGCUAAAUCUCUUGUUCUUGAGUGCCAGUCCCUACAAAAUCCCAUUCUAGAUUUCCCAAAGAGGAUAACACUUGCUACCAAGAUUGACCAGUGCUCCAAGGCGAUUCACGGGCACUUGGCUGCAGCUUCUCGGCAUCUUGGCGUUGAGCUUCUGCAGAGAGUUGCAUUGAAGAAGCAAAAGGAGGUGCCCUCUAAUGUGGUUCCAAAGGAAGAACAGCAUGUUGUUCCUCUGGAUGAGCACAUUUUUGGUAUGGAAGAGAUGCUGGAGCGGGUUGUAUCAGACUUGCUGGGGUCCCCUGUAAGCAGCAAGUGGGUUGGAGUUCAUGGAGUAGGAGGUGCUGGAAAAACACUCUUGGCCAAACGAGUAUGUGAAAACCACCAAGUCAAGGAGCAUUUCGAUCCAGUUUUGUGGCUAACAUUCGGUCAGACAUGUCAGGUGGAAGCAAAACAAGCCGAACUUGCCAAUCAAAUCAGACUAGAAAGUCGGAUUAGCAAUGAAACACUGAGGAGGGGGCUUGCAGGAAAGAGGUGCUUGAUGGUGUUGGAUGAUGUCUGGACAUCUGGCGAUCUUUUGGAUCUGUUUGAUGUGGUGCAAGAGAAUGGAAGCAAGAUCUUCAUUACCACUCGAAAACUUGAUGUGCUUGACAGCAGAGGUGCAAUUAAAACCAAAAUGGGGCUUUUGGGAAAGGAAGACAGUUUGAAAUUGUUCACAGUCCAUGCGUACCCAAACCAAAAAUAUGCUCAGAAUCAAGUCAAGAAGAUAGUAAUGGAGCAAGUUGUGGAGAAGUGUGGGGGGCUUCCACUGGUGUUGAAGGUAAUUGGCAGAAGAAUGGCAGGCAAACAAGAUUGGGACUUUGUUUUGGGAAAACUCAAUGAUCAACAACUUGCUACUCUUGAUGAGGAACAACAGGUAUUGCAGCGACUUAAGCUGGGGUAUGAUGCAUUGUUACCUCUUGGCAUCCAGCAGCACUUUCUCUUCUUUGCUGCAUUUCCAGAAGACAGGCAAAUUGGAUUCUGGGAUCUAUUCAAGUGUUGGAAAGGGGAAGGGCUGGUUGCCAACGCAGCAGAGGCCGUGAAUGUUUUAGAAAGGCUCAAGAAUCACGCACUUAUCACUGACGAAGAAGACUCUCCAGGUGGACGGUGGCUGGGGGAUAAGAGGUACAGGAUUCACGAUGCGUUAUUGGCUCUUGCUUUGCACAUAUUGGAACAAGAAGGCCCCAAGUGUUACUUCAAGGUUGGCUGCUCGAAUGCUUGGGAUGGCUUCACAAGUAACUACAGCAAGAUUUCACUGGUAGGGUGUCGUCUACCUAUAGGGAAGAACAGGGUCACAGUUUCAAGCACCACUUGCAUGCUCCUGGAUCAAAAUUAUUUCCAUCUUACUUCAUUGCCAAGCCUCUCUCUUUUCAAAAGCUUGAAGGUUUUGUGCUUGAGUCGCAGUGGAGUGGUAACCCUACCACAUAGCAUUGGAAAGCUCAAGAAUUUACAGACUCUAGACUUGUCUUGGAAUACAUCACUCCAAAGCAUUCCAGAUUCGCUGGGAAAGUUGACCAACUUGUCAUAUCUGGACUUGGGGAAUUGUCGGACACUCGAGACUUUCCCCGUGGAUGCUUUGCUCAAACUCACCAACCUGGUCUAUAUAAAUGGAGAGAACAACUUUGCAAUGUGGACUUGCCACAGGUUGCAUCAUCGACUUUUCAAACAUAAGAAAUGCUUAAACAGGAGGUUUGGUCUCCAUCUAGAUGGAAUGUUUCAGGCAUUGACAAAGUUGGAAGUGUUGAUUAUUCAUACAAUGUUAGCUGUGGAGCUACCUGCAAGCAUAGGCGAACUGUCCAAUUUAAAAGAGCUGGAAAUAAGGGGUCAGACGAGGGUAACAUAUGACAGCUUUCAAUGCUUGACCAACCUUGAAAGUGUGAAACUGCAGGAAUUGGAUCUUCCAUUGUCAGACUGGGAUUGGAGCAGAUUUCCAAGGUUGAGAACUUUGGAAGUGGGAGGCUUAAAUGGGGAAUGUGAGUUUAAAGUAACCUCCAGCAUGGAGAACUUGCAAACCUUGGUUAUAGGUUGGAAUCACCACCUUGAGUGCCUUCCUUUCUUAACACAGGAAAUGCUUCCCAUGCUGACAAGCCUCUCCCUUUCGAAUUGUGAAAAUUUGACUGAGGUGCUUACCAUUUCUCAAUUGGCAUCACUAAAGGACCUCAGCAUCUGGAUGUGUCCAUCCUUGAAGGACUUGCCUAUCUCGUUCCUUCCAAAUCUAGAUACACUUUAUCUAAGUUCUUGCGACAAAGUGACCACACUCAACAUAUCCGAGUGCCCAUCACUGAGACGUGUUAAAAUCGAUAGCUUCGGCAUGCUUGCCUGUGUUGCAUUUGGUGGCAAGUUCCCACGACUUCAAGAAAUAUUCCUCGAAGGAUUUGAAAAUCUCCCACAUGUCUCUCUAGGUGCCAUGGAUGCGUUCCCACAGCUGACACGGUUGGAAAUAGAGAGCUGUGGUAUUCACCAGCUACCAGAAUGGUACACUUCAUUCACAAAGUUGAGAGCUCUGAAUUUAAGGCAUCUGGAAAAUUUGGAUGUGAUACCUGAUGGUGUUGCAAGGCUUCCUUUGCUAAGAGAGCUUGAUCUGAUGGGUUGCAGGAAGAUCAGCAUGUUACCCUCUGCAGAUUCUGAGGACAGCUCCUUUUAUCCAUCCUUGGAGUACUUAACCUUGACUGGCACGUCUGUCUCUCAGGAGCACCUCUCGCAACGCCUUCUAAAAGUUGUACGAAAUGGACAGAAGUUACCAGAUAAUAUCGAUGACUUUGCUUGAAGUUUAUGAAAGUUGACAGUGUGUCAUCUAUGGUGUAGAGGGCGAUCCAAAGAGUCUGGAAAUCCAGCGAUCAUGACAUAUGGAACACAUUCCCCAGGCCGUAGCUGUGAUGCUUUCUCCGCCGCCAAGGCACCUAGGCCGGGAUCGUUGUGAAUCUUGCACGCAUUCAGCAGUGCAAUCCACAUAGAAUCGAUGGGCAAGCACGGCAUCCUCUCAGCCAAAUCUUCGAUUUCCUGGAGCAAUCCCGCGCGGCCGAGCAUGUCCGCAACGCAACUAUAGUGCAUGGGCGAUGGAGUGAGAGAGUGAUCCACCGCCAUAGCCGCAAAGUAGUCCAGGCCCAACCGGAUCAGCCCACCAUGGCUACACGCGCUCAGCAGCGUCGUGAACAUCGCCCCAUCCGGUUCUAUGCGUCCUUCCAGUUCCAAGGUCCGGAACAGGUGGACUGCCUCAAGUGGGUAUCCAUUCCUCGAGUAUGCCUCCAUGAGAACCGUGCAUGGCUCUAAGUGUCUCUCAGGGAGAUUCUCUAGCACGGCUCUUGCUCUGGAAAGAUUCCCCGCUUUUCCAUAGCCUUCGAUCACGGCCGUUGCCGAGAGUGAAUCGUAGCGUGGCAGUUUUGCCAGCAUUGCCUGGGCUACUGACGGAUGCCCGCUUUGGGCAUAUGCCUGGAGGAGGAUUGUCCACGAGACAAUGUCUCUGGCGUGCAUUCCAUCGAAGAUGUGUUUUAGCUCGUGAAGAUUUUGGGUCUGUGAUUUUGAGCAAGCUGUGACGAUGGCGUUGCAUGAGACGAGAUCGUGCUGCGGCAUUUUGUCGAAUACAAUGCGUGCGUUUUUAUAAUCCCCUCCCUGGUCAUACGCUGUUAGUAACGCCGUCAUGGAGAUUAUGGAUCGCUCUCUCAUCUUUUCAAACACGAACUUUGCCUGUGUGGCCAUGGCGGCUUGGCUGUAGGCGUGGAGCAGUGGAUUCAUCGCCGAAGAGCCCAGCAUUGGCAUUUUGUCUAGAAUUUCUGACGCUGUUUCUAAAUGCCCAUUAAAGGCAUUUGCAGAAACCAGAGCAUUCCAAGCCACGGAGUCCUUCGUUUGCAUACCGUCAAAAACUUUUAUUGC
Messenger RNA from Selaginella moellendorffii, 4160 nucleotides. RefSeq names its product probable disease resistance protein At4g27220. Gene Ontology annotation, molecular function: protein binding; ADP binding. The transcript is spliced from 3 exons. NCBI's taxonomy places the organism in Eukaryota, Viridiplantae, Streptophyta, Lycopodiopsida, Selaginellales, Selaginellaceae. The record is from RefSeq and is a predicted model, not a curated record. Gene Ontology annotation, biological process: cell surface receptor signaling pathway; defense response to fungus. Bases 28 to 3057 code for a protein of 1009 amino acids.